Messenger RNA from Dichomitus squalens LYAD-421 SS1, 456 nucleotides. RefSeq lists its product as uncharacterized. The annotation marks the transcript as partial. The record is from RefSeq and is a predicted model, not a curated record. The transcript has a single exon. Lineage: Eukaryota; Fungi; Basidiomycota; Agaricomycetes; Polyporales; Polyporaceae.
AUGGUUUCUCCUCAGUCUGGCAUAUUCUCGGCUGUCAUCACCCUGUUUGUAGGCCAAAGCGUUACAUCGCUUCAACCCGAUAAUACUCAGGCUGCUGUCGAUAUCCUUCGGACAAUCUCUCAGCAGAUCGGGAACCAGAGCGCCGCCACCGUGGGGUUGAAGACGGAGCCUUUUCAGAGCAGCAUCAUCGACAUUGCCUUGAACGCGCUGCUUAACGCGGGCCUGCUCUGCAGUCUCAUCGCGUCUGGCAUGAGCCUAUGGGUCAAGCAGUGGCUCCGCGAGUACGUCCUCGACGAGCCCUCCCUUCCACGCAGCCGCGUUCGAGUGCGCCUUUACCGAUACCAUGGCCUUCGAAUGUGGCACAUCCGAGGAAGCGUUGCAUGCAUCUCGAUCCUUCUACAACUCAGCGUCCUCCUCUUCUCCACUGGCGUCGUCAUGCUCGCUCACAAAUUGAAC